Molecule: messenger RNA, 1061 nt
Organism: Bradysia coprophila
Lineage: Eukaryota; Metazoa; Arthropoda; Insecta; Diptera; Sciaridae
Molecular function (GO): pectate lyase activity
Source: RefSeq, a predicted model, not a curated record
CACCACACCGCUAGCGGUAUAUUUAAGCUGCAGCUCUGUCGAUGUGAUAAAGUUUGAAAUGGGUUUUAGGCCAGUAGUAUUUCUAUUAGCAACUCUGUUGCUUUGUCAAUUAGUUCAUUCCCAACUGGUUGGGUUUGCAACAUUAAAUGGUGGUACGACCGGUGGUGCUGGCGGUCCAACGGUUACCGUUUCCACUGAGGCGGAAUUUAUCAGCGCAGUUACCGACAACCUACCUCGUGUUGUACGAGUCAUUGCUAACAUACGAUUAGGCGUGCAAAUCCGCAUCGGUGCUAACAAGUCAGUAUUGGGAGCGGCACCCAAUGCUGGUUUCAACCACGGCGGAUUAUUUGUCAGAGAUCAGAGAAACGUCAUAAUCAGAGGUCUUCGUCUGUCUUUUCCCCGUGCACCGAACGACUGCAUUGAGAUUCAACGGUCGACAAACGUGUGGGUCGAUCAUAAUGAACUCUUUUCGGAUUUGGACAAUGGCGCAGGAUUUUAUGACGGACUUUUGGACAUAAAUCACGGAUCCGAUUUCGUAACAGUUUCUUGGAAUCGCUUCCACACCCACUUCCGUGUCAGUUUGAUCGGUCAUUCGGACAACAACGUCGAUGUUGAUCGAGGCCGGCUACGUGUUACGCUACACCACAACUAUUUCCUCAACGUUGGAUCCAGGCUGCCAUCGCUACGUUUCGGCACCGCGCACAUAUUCAACAAUUUGUACGAAGACGUGCCGACCUCAACGAUUAACAGUCGAAUGGGUGCUCAAUGUCUGGUGGAAAAUACCGUUUUUAUCAAUGCUCGCCGUACGAUUAUCACAAAUUUGGACAGUCGAGAAGACGGUUUCGCCAACGAACGAAACAACCAGUUUGGUAAUGAAAGUAUGAGAGGUCCAUUCAUUACUCAAGUUGGCAAUUUCACAACUCCUCCGUAUCCAUACACUCUCGACACCUUGGCAAAUGUUCCCACACGUGUAAGACAAGGGGCUGGUGCCACAAUACGGUUCUAAUAAUGUGUCGUUCGUGUAAAUCGGAAAAUUAAAAUUUCAGUAAUUAUUUGCAAAA